Molecule: messenger RNA, 876 nt
Organism: Candida albicans SC5314
Lineage: Eukaryota; Fungi; Ascomycota; Pichiomycetes; Serinales; Debaryomycetaceae
Exons: 1
Coding region: 1-876 (291 amino acids)
Biological process (GO): inner mitochondrial membrane organization; protein insertion into mitochondrial inner membrane from matrix
Cellular component (GO): mitochondrial inner membrane
Molecular function (GO): ribosome binding
Source: RefSeq, a predicted model, not a curated record
AUGUUUAGUGUUAAAAGAUCUGUUAUUGGGAUAUCGAAACAAUCCAGCCUUCCAAAAUCAUUCAUUUCUUCACAGAUAUCCAUUAGAUCAAAUUCCUCAUCAUCAACACCUGACAAUGAUAAUGUGAAAAGGAAAAAAGCCGGCAUGGAUAUCUCCAAAGUCCCAUUACCUUAUAUUGGUGUAAUGUCAGACUUUUAUGUUCCACCAAAGCUUACAACCUGUCCUAUUACAUCAUGGCCAAAAUUGAUUACACGAAGAAUAAUGCUUUUUGCAUUAAACACUUAUAAUAUUGUUAAAUUCAAACGUGAAAUCGGUGUACCAUUAGAAUUUAAUGCAUGGAAAGACAAGGGGAUAGAAAAUUACGUUCGUGCCAAUAAAGUUUUUGCUCAAGCAUGUAGUGAACCUCAAUUGAAAGCUAAGGCAUCCCUUUUAAGACGUAAAUUGGACCAUUCUUGUGGGAAACAUUUAAUCGAAUCAUUGAGUGCAAGAAGUUUAUCAUUCCCUGAAGAUUCUAAAUUGAAUUGGGAAUUGAAAAGCAUUCAAAAUAAUCCUAAAGUUGUGUUAUUCAAUAUAAUCCCUGAUGCCGAUGGGAUUGCUUGCUUUGUUCAAUUCAUUUUAAAAUUGAAAACCAAUCAAAAGAUUUCAAUUGUUAAGGAUCAAAAAGUUGUCAAAGAACAAGAAAGCUCUGUUGAAGACUAUUUGGUUUAUUCCAUGAAUCCAAUCAGUAAAGAACUUCUUCUUGUGGGUAAAUUAUUUGAGAGUGAUCAUAUCAGAGGGUUGAAGCCAGAAAUGGAUGUUUUUGACCAAAAAUUGAUGCAGCGUUUCUUGAAAACUUCAAGUGAUAUUUAUAGAACUGAUCCAAAGCAAACCAAAUGA